AUGAGAUACAGAUGUGAAGAUUGCAACUAUGAUCUUCACAAAGAUUGCAUGUUUAGCAAGCCCACCACAACCCACGAAAUCUUCAAAGACUUCGUUUUCAAAUUCUAUGAGCAACCACCCCCUUCGAAACUCUACGGCAAAAGAACCAAGAGAUAUUGUAAUGCUUGUGGGAAACAUGUCAAAGGUUUCAUCUAUCAUUGCCCUGAAAAGGACUUGGAUUUGCACCCCUGUUGUCUCAACCUCAUGAAAGAAUUCCAAAUUGAUCAUGUGAAAUUUCACCUUCGUGGGACUAAGGCAAAGUGCAUAUUUUGCAAUCAAAUUGAUUUGUCAGGAAUUGAGGUGUGGUCGUACGUGUCCGAGUGUGGUGAGUAUAAUGUUCAUGUUUCUUGCAUAAGGGAACUGAUAGUUGAGGAAUUGGAGAAUGGAACAACUGAUAUUUUGGCUUUGAAGAAUUUGGGGCUGCCUAUGCAACGUCGAUUGAAAAGAAGCGGUUGGAUGGGUAAAUGUGCUUGA
Messenger RNA from Quercus robur (English oak), 513 nucleotides. RefSeq lists its product as uncharacterized. The record is from RefSeq and is a predicted model, not a curated record. Lineage: Eukaryota; Viridiplantae; Streptophyta; Magnoliopsida; Fagales; Fagaceae. The coding region runs from base 1 to 513 and encodes 170 amino acids. The transcript has a single exon.